CAGGACGGACUCUUGAUUUCUUACAUUACGCUGAAUUAAUAGCAGUUUCCAUGAAUAGUCCGCGUCGGCAAUACAUCGCGUUAAUCGUUAUAGUAUUUACAUUGAGUUAUGAUUUUAAGAUCGCCGCUUCAAAUGUAGAAAUCAAUCCAGUGCAGUUUUCUGAUGAGUUUGUAGAUUUUCUACAAAAUAUGGGAUCGCGCGUUUAUAAAUAUCGACAAAAAUUCGACGAACCCAGCACGACGGAAAGGGAUCGCAUAUUUCCAAGAGUGGAUUCUGCCAUUUCGACGUCAACCAUUCAUAAGACACCAAGUAGCCUGGACGGCAUCUUGAUGAUGAAGCUGGUAGCUUUCUACGAGAACAAGUACACCCUCAACCCCUCCAUCAAUCCGACGACGGCCGAGGUCUCGACGAGCCCAGCCGACCCAACUCACCACGGUUUCGUCGAGCCGCAUGCUGUGAAAACGAUAAAGAGCCAAGAAAAUGGUCCAGGACAUAUUUCUGAAAUUCAAGAGAUAAAAGUAAUAUGAGUUUAUAAUUAUUUUUUACAAUUAGUUAAAUUAUAUUUGUAAAUA
This is a messenger RNA of Cydia splendana, 572 nucleotides long. RefSeq lists its product as uncharacterized. The transcript has 4 exons. NCBI's taxonomy places the organism in Eukaryota, Metazoa, Arthropoda, Insecta, Lepidoptera, Tortricidae. The coding region runs from base 51 to 527 and encodes 158 amino acids. The record is from RefSeq and is a predicted model, not a curated record.